AUGCACAAGGAGAGCAGUGUCUUUGGGCCCGAGGAGCAAGGGGGGGGCGAGGGCCAGAACUCGGGAGCAACCACCCAUUCAGCCUACAUUGAGGUCAUACAGACAAGCCUGGGGCGGGAAAACCAUGACUUAGCAGCACUGGGAGCUGACAGUGUGCCGCAGCCUGCGUUUUCAUCUACCAGUAAUGCCGGCAUUGCCAGUGGGAGUGAAGCGGCUGCACAAGAAGUGACAUCAGUGAGGCCUCAGGAUACAGAUGAGGAGGAUGAUGACGAGAGGGAGUUUAUCGACGAGUUUGGCUUCAUAAUUGACAGGGAACAAAAGGAUAGGGAACUGCUUUAUGUUAAGAAUAUAGAUGGGAAGAAAGUAGUUCGUCGUGAGGUCAAGUGGGCAAACAUGGCUUCUGACUGGGACAAGGUGAACUCCAAGCGACAUGCUCUUUUGAAGGAGCGUUGCCGCAAAGGGAUACCCGCACGCUUCCGUGGUGUGGCCUGGCAAUUACUGCUUGGGUCACACAAGCAGAUGUUGGAUCCCGCCAUUCGAGGUACAUACGCAUCCCUGUACAACAAAGAGCUUGCGGAUGAGGAAUUGGCGCAGGUUAUUGAGCGGGAUUUGGCACGAACUUUUCCAACACAUAUUCUUUUUAGAGAAGAGGGAGGUGUUGGACAGACGUUUUUGCGUAAUGUACUUCAUGCUUACGCCUGCAUAGAUCCGGAGGUGGGGUAUGUACAAGGUAUGGGCUUUGUUGUUGGUGCACUCUCCACCCAGAUGGAGGAGGAAGAGACAUUUUGGGCAUUACACACGCUGAUGUACGAUAGUCGAUAUACACUUCGUGAGAUGUACCGACCUGGGUUUCCUAUGCUGCAACAAUUUUUUUAUCAGCUGAGCCAACUCAUGGCUCGCUUGUUGCCCAAGUUGUACAGUCACUUUGAAUCCGUGGGGAUGCAUCCGUCCUUCUAUGCCUCACAGUGGUUUAUGACAUUGUUUGUAUAUCACUUUCCGUUUCGUGCCCUGCUGCGGGUCUGGGACAUCUUCAUGAGCGAAGGAUGGAAGAUCAUUUUUCGUGUUGCAAUCGCGUUGAUGAAGUGGGAAGAGAAGCGGCUUGUGAAAAUGCCGUUUGACGAGGCUAUCCCCGCAUUGAAAAAAAUGCAUGAAGGAAAAGAUCCGGAUGAGAUAUUGCGCCGUGCACAAGCGGUUAAGUUCAAAACCUCAGAAUUGCAGGCGUACAGUGACGCAUAUUGGCGCAUGCAGAAUACGAUGUAG
Trypanosoma rangeli is the source of this 1260-nucleotide messenger RNA. Its product is annotated as rab-like GTPase activating protein. NCBI's taxonomy places the organism in Eukaryota, Euglenozoa, Kinetoplastea, Trypanosomatida, Trypanosomatidae. The coding region runs from base 1 to 1260 and encodes 419 amino acids. The record is from RefSeq and is a predicted model, not a curated record. The transcript has a single exon.